Molecule: messenger RNA, 1317 nt
Organism: Kickxella alabastrina
Lineage: Eukaryota; Fungi; Kickxellomycota; Kickxellomycetes; Kickxellales; Kickxellaceae
Exons: 3
Coding region: 1-1317 (438 amino acids)
Molecular function (GO): oxidoreductase activity
Source: RefSeq, a predicted model, not a curated record
AUGAACACUGUGUGCCUUCACAAUCGAUAUGAUUGGAUCAGGACAUCGGGUGACGUCCUACAUUUGUCCGAUGUAUAUGUGUGCACAUGCGGGUCUCAGCCCAGGUCGCUGGCCUGGGCACCUCUCCAAUGCGCCGACAUGCGCAUGCGCGUCUCCGCGCAUACACUUUCCCCCGACGACUGGCAGCGCAUCGAGGCCGUAAUAACUGAACUGCACGCGCAAGGCCAAGUUGAUCGCUUUGCGCGCUCGCACCAGGCAGUAUUCAGGCAGGUGCAUGGGCAAGCGGCGUUUUUUCCCUUUCACCGGCGCUUCGUCAUCGAGUUUGAGGACCUCGGGCGCCAGAUUGAUCCAGAAUUCACUAUCCCAUACUGGGACACCACGUUGGACGCCAGGAACCCCGCGCCAGCCCCCUAUUGCGUAACGAAACCCUGGGCGGCAACGGCCAAGGCCCCAAUGGCUGCAUACAGUGCCGGCGCCCGCAUGAAUCCAUGGACUCCGGCCGAAAUCAUCACGUCGUAUAUCCAGACCAAUAAUCGCUUGUCCCGUUUCCGUGAGAACAUCGAGUUUAGCAUCCACGGGGCCACACACCUGGGGCUCGGCGGUGACGCAGCGACAAUGUUUGCGCCAAACGAUUUCUUUUUCUUCAUGCACCACGCUAAUCUCGAUCGUCUGUGGUGGAUAUGGCAAAACAACCAGGACGCAAUGUUCGACUACAACGGGCCCGGGCCAAACGGCGAGGCCACCCUGGACGAUAUUAUUCCGCAGAACCGUAUGCUUAGCUUUGGCGGCGAGCGCGUCGAAGAUGUGAUGGUUCUGGGGUACGGCAAUGUCUGCUACAUUUACGAUUCGGCGCCUAGGGCCCCAGGGUCCUACCCCAGUCAAAGAAACAUUGACGAUUUUGACGAAUCUCUGCCUGGCAGAGUCAUCCAUGGCAGUGAGCCGGUGUCGCGUCUCCCAAUGUUCAGUGGGUCGUCUGAUUUGGCUGGCCGCGGCCUGGAGAUCACUCGCAUCCACAAGGCGCUCGGCGAGAACUCUGAUCUGCAAGCGUUCUUCCCUCAGGUGGCCUCAAUGGAGCCGUCGCGGCUGGAGGUGGCAAUGGCUGCUGGCGCUGGUGCUGCGACGGCGGCUGUUUCUGUUGGCUCCAGCCGGGCUAUGGGCAAGUGCGGCCAGAGAAAGCGCAUUAUAUACCCUGCGCGCAUGUCUAACGCGUGGAUCAAGAUGCACGGCUUUGACAUUGAGCGCGUUGAGCAGGUCCAUCGUGAGGCAUGUCGCUUGAUCGACCUGCUUAACAACAGUACAUAUGUCUCGCCUUAUUAA